AAGAUAAUAAAGAAAAAAGAAGACAAGAAAGAGUAACCGAAAGAGAGAUGAAAGGGUAGGACGUGGUGGGGUCCCUUGGGGUUGUUGGUGAGAGAGAUGAUGAUAUAUUAUAAAUAAAAAGGGCUUGUGCCUCUUGCUCUACUGUUUGCAACAGAAUGGCAAAGGUUCAUCCCAAGGGCGGGAACAAUCGGUCACUAGAAAUGGGCGGCGAGGCGUCUGUGUUAACGGUCUGGAAUAAGUCACUGAUGUUCAACUGCAACGGCUUCACGGUGUUCGAUUCCAAAGGGGACCUGGUUUUCCGAGUGGACAACUAUAUGCAUGGCAGCAGAGGCCAGAUCCUUCUCAUGGACGCCUCCGGGAAGCCUCUCCUUACCAUCCGCCGCAAGAGGCUGAGUUUUGGAGAUUGUUGGUUGGUAUGCGAGGGAGAGACAGCGUUGAAGCCACAGUUAACGGUGAGGAAGUGCCUCAACAUACUAAAAACGAAGAGAUUGGCCUACGCCACCAGAACCAAUUCCCAAACAACAACAUACAACAUCCAAGGAUCAUACUCGGGGCGCCAUUGCGUGGUGUACGACGCAAACCAGAGGAAAGUGGGUGAGCUUAUAAGAAAAGAGGGUGUGGGAGACGACGUGUUCCGCCUCGUCGUCCACUCUUCUCUCCAAUCUCCUAUCGCCAUGGCCCUCGUUAUACUCCUUAACCAGAUGAUCGGCGGCUCCUAGACACUUUAGUAUCUUUCCCAUAUGUCUAACUGAUAACAUAUUAAUAUAUACUGUAUUUGUAUGUAUCACACCAGCCUCUCCGUGUUAUUGUGCAACUCGACACACACUUUACCCAUAGUUAAAGAAUAAAUGUUUGCAUAUCACUAAAG
Molecule: messenger RNA, 868 nt
Organism: Eutrema salsugineum
Lineage: Eukaryota; Viridiplantae; Streptophyta; Magnoliopsida; Brassicales; Brassicaceae
Product: protein LURP-one-related 8
Exons: 3
Coding region: 156-719 (187 amino acids)
Source: RefSeq, a predicted model, not a curated record